GAAGAAAUCAACUCGUUUACACUAUCUCGUUAAAACAUUGGAUAUUGGAGCGUACCUUACCGCUGAACAAUCAGGCUGGAGAUGGAAAGAGAGCGUGAUACAACCUGGCUAUUUACGUGAAGGUCAUGCGUCUGCCUGUAAAUCCAUAAAACCGCUUGUUUCGUACUAUCAUAUGUUCACUUCAUGUCGCCGUUGUUUCUGUCUCAAUUUGUUGAUCUUAAGCGAAUUGAGAAAAAAUGAAAAGCAUCUAAAACUGGCUGAGUAAUCCAUUUCUUUGGCAUCUGCUUCCUGUCCGUACCACUAUAGUUUCGUCAUUCUAAACCGGGUUUCAGGCAUACCAGUCAACAGUCGUCUUCAAGGUUCUUUCAGUAGUCUACUGUUAAAAAUAGAAUCUUUUACCAUGGCAUUUGAGUCGUAUGCUUCACACGAUAGUCCAAUAAAUCUUACAGAUUACCCUGCACACUUAAAAGAAGCUGAUUACCGUGUGUAUCGAUCAAGAUGGAUUGUUGUUUUCACGUUCUCAGCACUAAGUUGUACAAAUGCAUACUUGUGGGUGUCGUUUUCUCCGAUCGCUAACUAUUUUGUGGAAUUUUAUUCAACUAGUAACAUGGUUCUCAAUCUUAUCUCUCUCAUAUUCCCAUUAACUACUAUAACACUCGGUUUGCCGAUUGCACGUAAGAUCGAUUAUUUGGGGAUUCGUCUGAUUAUUUUGAGUACAGCUUUCUGCAAUUUAAUGUGCGGUUGUUUACGAGCCAUAAGUAGUCUACCGUAUUUCAAUAUUUCAUCCUUCACGCGUAUCGCACUGCUUAUAGUAGGACAGAUAAUAGGUUCUUUUGCUCAGCCAUUCUGCAUGUUUUGCACUACCAGCCUUGCUUGUGAUUGGUUCCCAGAUGGUCAGCGUACCACUGCAAACACUAUCGCAUCCCUCGGGAACGCACUUGGCGUAAUGUUUGGUGGUGUAUUCGCUCCUAAUUAUGUUAAAAAGUCUUCUGAUAUUGUUACCUUCAACUAUGUGUCUCUAGGGAUAGUUGUUUUCUUGUUCAUCAUAUCCGUUAUAUUAGUUCGCAGAAGAAAACCGCCUACACCACCUUCUUAUGUGGCUGCUUUAGCAAUAAACAACCUCAGAACAAAUCCAAAUCCAAGCAUUCUUUCAUUUAACUUCUUAAUAGCUUUUGUCCCACCAUUAAAGUUAUAUGGGUUUUGGAUGAUAAUGCUGACUUUCGGGUGCUCUAUCGGAUACUUUACAGUUCUGUCAACUCUUUUACAACAAAUGCUUUGCACGAAAGGCUACACCAACCAAUUUGCUGGAUUUUGUGGAUCAAUUAUGAUAUUAGCUGGCUUGAUAGCGUCCGGCCCUGUUGCUGUAUUUGUGGACAAAACAGGACUCCUCCUAGAAACACUAAAGAUCACAUUUUCGUUAAGUGUAUUGGGCUGUGUUUGUCUAAGCAUUGCAUUAUGGUUCCCCUAUCAACAAAUCGCCAUCAGCUUUUGUUUAAUUUGGCUUGGAGCAUUUGGAUUCGCACAGUAUUCUCUUUGCUUGGAAUUAGCUGCUGAGGCUACCUACCCCAUUUCAGAAUCGGUGACAACGAGUCUGAUUAUCAUCUCAUCUCAAAUAAUCUCUCUGAUCAUGUUACCUGUUUUACAGUUCACUGCUCCCCUAGCAGGAAAUUCAGCGAAUAUUGUCUCUACUUGUAGUCCUGGAGAAACAAUUCAGGUCAGGUGA
Heterobilharzia americana is the source of this 1723-nucleotide messenger RNA. NCBI's taxonomy places the organism in Eukaryota, Metazoa, Platyhelminthes, Trematoda, Strigeidida, Schistosomatidae. The record is from the annotation of a GenBank genome assembly.